AACUCGAAACCAAAAAAAAAUUACUUCUUUUCUCCGACUUCCAUAURUGGGCCGUAGGAAUCCUACGAAUCCUACGCGUGACGUCACUCUCCUACAAAGCACGCAAGUGGAGCGGACGCUCAGUCUAGCUAUAACUGAUYGGUAGAGUCUUGUCAGUUUUCUGUCAGCUUGGUAGUUUACAACGGCGUUUUCACGUUUUCGAUCUGUAAGAUACCCAGGAAAAUGGCUUCAAACGAAAGAAUUGACUAUGCUUCGGAUGAAUCUGAACACCAAAAUGGCGAGAGUGGGCAUUCUGAACCUGAUUCAAGUAGUUUAGAUGAGUACUCUAGUAGUGGCAGCGAAAACGAGGAUGCAGAAUUCACAGACGCAUUGAARAGUAUUUCAAAUAGUGAAGAGAUAAGAGUGAUCUUCAAUGAAGAUAAAACCCCAUCAGUGGUGUCUUUAGUUGAUGAUUUCAAAAAGAUUGCAUCUUCUUUAAGGGGUGAAGUCAUUGGAAACCGCUGUCCACMWCCACCGUUGCUGCCGUCGUCAUCAUCAUCAACUAGUGACAUAGAAAUUCUGAAUUCAUUGUCAUCUAUAUCAUCACGUCUAGACCAGUUCACUUCACAUCUUCCAACUAAUUUACCAGAUCACACCAGCUAUGACUCUGCUUGUAACGUUGCCCGCCAAAUUUCAUAUUGGUCCUCUCUUUUUGUAUCCAUGUGUAAUAGUAACUCAUCGCCAACACCAGAAUUAACACCUUCACCAUCUUUUAUUCCAACUACCAGUCACACUUCUCCACCAUCUACAAUACUUCCAUCUAACACUUCUCAGCCACAGCAACCAUCCUCCAGCAUCAUACUGACACCACCUUUUCUYCCUGGACCUUCUAAUUCUCAGCCACGGCCACUGUCCUCAACUACUUUUACUAAGCCACCAUUCUCCAGCRUUGUACCACCACCACCAUCACAACCUGUUYUGCCUGCCUCGUACGAUACUCACCCACCAUCCUCCAGCAUUGUACCACCACCAUNCACAAAUUCAUCUGAAUCUUUUAUUCUUGUUUCAAUAGCCGUUUGUUCUUCGUUAUUUGCUGUUGUUAGUUCCUGGAGCGUCUGCUGUAGUUCCUCCUUCUUAGCUAUUCCGUGUUCUCUGGCCAUGUUGCAAAUCAUUGCAACUACAUCAUCGACAUCUCUCUUUGCCUUGGCAAUCUCUCUUUCGAUUCUCUCUAUGUUUUCUUUAGAUUGUUUUAAUUCUUGUUGGUCGUUUUGUUUCCGUUGCUCGACUCGAUUCAUCGCUCCUUCGAUCAAUUUCCUUGAGUCCUGUCCAGCGUCUUCUAAGCUCUGCAGUUGA
Actinia tenebrosa (Australian red waratah sea anemone) is the source of this 1332-nucleotide messenger RNA. RefSeq lists its product as uncharacterized. Lineage: Eukaryota; Metazoa; Cnidaria; Anthozoa; Actiniaria; Actiniidae. The record is from RefSeq and is a predicted model, not a curated record.